AUGGCAUACGAUGAGGUGACACGGGUCCUGAGGGACGGUUGGGAAGCCACCUGCCGCCGCAUCCCCGUCCUGAAAGGCGAAGCCGUCGCCGACCCGGACGCCAAGCAAGGCGGGGCGAUGAAGAUCCAGCUGCUCGACGACAAGGAAAGACUGGAGCGGAUCCAGCCGAUCACGGUCAAUGACCUCCGGGCGCCUGGAGCAUAUCCUCUGACAUUCGCCGAGCUGAAAGAGAGGCACUUCCCCGUAUCUGCGUUCGACCCGGAGAUCUUCACGCGCCGCUACACAUGGCCGUCUCCCGAAGACCGGCUGCCUAUCAUGCUUAUGCAGCUGAACUUCAUCCGAGGGGGCCUGAUCCUGAACUGGAACCCCUUCCACAUGAUCGGUGACGGCACGACGUUCUUCACCUGGACGGCAAUCUGGGCGGAAGAGUGCCGGCGGGCGCAGGGGCUUGAGAUAACCAAGCCUUUCGAGCUGCGCCAGAGCAUCGUCAGCGAUAGGCGCCACGCGAUCAGCCCCCAAGCUCCGUCGGGUGGAAAGGCGGGCAGGCUGGAAGACCACCCCCAGUAUGUGCUCCUAAGCGAUCCGGCCAAGCAGCUGGCCAAGGUGCUCAAGUCGGAAGGGCACGUCGGGCAGAUCUUCUACUUCUCCAAGGACUCGCUGGAGCAGCUCAAGAAGGACUCGUAUCCCCAAAACCCCCAGCCGGGCGAGCCGGCGUACAUCAGCACCAACGACGCCCUGACGGCGCUCGCCUGGCGCUCUGUCAUGGCGGCUCAGUACCCACCGGACAAGGUCAAGGGCGAUGAGGUCUCGGUCUUCAACAUGGCGGUCGACGGGCGGCUGCGCAUCCGGCCUCCCAUCGAUGAGGGAACCCUGGGGAGCUUUGUCGAGUUUAUCGAGGUCAAGAUGCCUCUUCGUAGGAUGUUGGACGGUGGCGAAGACAGCGUUGCCGAGAUCGCGCUUUUACUCCGGAACGCGAUUGACAACAUGGACGUGGAGUUUCAAGGAUCCUUCAGCAACGAUGUCAUCAAGCUGAUAAACGGACUCGAAGACGUGAGAUUCUUGUCGCCGUCUGCGUUCCUUGACUGUCCCGGGCUGUCCUGUUCUCAGACCAGCUGGGCCAAAUUCGAGCUGUACGGCUUGCAGUGGGGCCCGGCGCUGGGAGGUCGCAUCAGGGCGAUCAGGUGUCCGAGCAACGGCAUCUUGAAUGGCAUGCAGAUUAUGAUGCCCGAGCUUCCAGAUGGUGGUCGAGAGAUGCUUUGUGGGGUUAAUGAGGAGGACCUUCCGAGGCUGAUAGCCGAUCCUCUCUGGAGGAAAUAUGCUGAACUGCGAUAA
Molecule: messenger RNA, 1332 nt
Organism: Diaporthe citri
Lineage: Eukaryota; Fungi; Ascomycota; Sordariomycetes; Diaporthales; Diaporthaceae
Exons: 2
Coding region: 1-1332 (443 amino acids)
Source: RefSeq, a predicted model, not a curated record